CAGCAAAGCAGCACAACUGAAUGGUCUCUCUCCUCGUCCCUCAGAGCCGUCCCUCCCGGGAAGAUGCAGAUGUUCGUGAUGCUGCUGGCUGCAGGGGGCACCUGCCUGGGCCUGCUGGCAGCAGCUGCAGCGGCCGUCAACCCUGGCCGACCCAACACCCCCAGCUCGCUGCCCAUUCACCGGCGCCAGAAGAGAGACUGGAUCUGGAACCAGAUGCACAUCGAUGAAGAGAAAAACGGCUCACUGCCCCACUAUGUGGGCAAGAUUAAAUCAAGCGUGAACCGCAAGAACACCAAGUACCAGCUCAAAGGAGAGUCUGCCGGCAAGGUCUUCCAGGUUGAUGAGAGCACAGGGGACGUGUAUGCCUUUGAGAGGCUGGACAGGGAGAAGAUCUCUGAGUACCACCUCAUCGCCCUCGUGGUGGACAAGGACACUGAGAAGAACCUGGAGUCUCCUUCCAGCUUCACCAUCAAAGUUCACGAUAUCAAUGACAACUGGCCUGUGUUCACGCACCGGGUGUUCAAUGCCUCCGUGCCCGAGAUGUCAGGGAUAGGGACCUCGGUCAUCCAGGUGACAGCGAUGGAUGCAGAUGACCCCACUGUGGCAGACCACGCCUCUGUCAUGUACCAACUCCUGAAGGGAGAAGAACAUUUCAGCAUCCGUGGUUCUGGACUAAUUGUCACAGCGAACAAAAACCUGGACCGAGAGAAGCAGGCCAAGUACGAGAUCGUGGUGGAAGCACGAGAUGCCCAGGGCCUCCGGGGGGAAUCAGGCACGGCCACCGUGCUGAUCUCUCUGCAAGAUGUCAAUGACAACUUCCCCAUCUUCACACAGUCCAGGUACGUAUUUUCUGUGCCCGAAGACAUCCGCGUGGGCAGCCCCCUGGGCUCUCUGUUUGUGGAGGACCCAGAUGAGCCCCAGAACCGGAAGACAAAGUACAGCAUCGUGCAGGGCGAGUACAGGGACACCUUCACCAUCGAGCCUGACCCCACCCGCAACGAGGGCAUCAUCAAGCCCAUGAAGCCCCUGGACUAUGAACACAUCCGGCAAUACAGCUUCACCAUCGAGGCCACGGACCCCACCAUCGACCUCCGCUACCUGAGCAGCACCUCCACCAAGAACAUCGCCCGUGUCAUCAUCAACGUCACAGACGUGGAUGAGCCCCCCAACUUCCAGCAGCCCUUUUACCACUUCCAACUGCGGGAGAACCAGAAGAAACCUCUGAUCGGCUCAGUGCUGGCCGUGGACCCCGAUGCCGCUAAGCGGAGCAUCAGAUACUCCAUCCGCAGGACAAGUGACAAGGGCCAGUUCUUUGGAAUAACCAAGCAGGGGAAUAUUUACAAUGAGAAGGAGCUGGACAGAGAAGUCUACCCCUGGUGUAACCUGACAGUGGAGGCCAAAGAGCUGGAUUCUAGUGGGACCCCCACGGGCAAAGAAUCCAUUGUGCAGGUCCACAUCGAAGUUAUGGAUGAGAACGACAAUGCCCCAGAGUUUGCCAAGCCCUACGAGCCCAAAGUGUGUGAGAACGCUGCCCAGGGCAAGCUGGUCGUGCAAAUCUCGGCAAUUGACAAGGAUAUAACGCCACGAGAUGUGAAGUUCAAGUUUUCCCUGAGCACUGAGGACAGCAACUUCACCCUCACGGAUAAUCACGAUAACACAGCCAACAUCACAGUCAAGUACGGGUAUUUUGACCGAGAGCGCGCCAAGGUCCACCACCUGCCCGUGCUCAUCUCGGACAACGGGAGGCCAAGCCUCACAGGCACCAGCAUGCUGGAUGUGACCGUGUGCAAGUGCAACGAACGCGGCGAGUUCACCUUGUGUGAGGAGGUGGCCGCCCAGGUGGGCGUCAGCAUCCAGGCGCUGGUAGCUAUCUUCCUCUGCAUCCUUACCAUCACAGUGAUCACCCUCCUCAUCAUCCUGCGGCGACGGCUCCGGAAGCAGGCCCGCGCCCACGGCAAGAGCGUGCCGGAGAUCCACGAGCAGCUGGUCACCUAUGACGAGGAGGGCGGCGGCGAGAUGGACACCACCAGCUACGACGUGUCGGUGCUCAACUCGGUGCGCCACGGUGGGACCAAGCCCCCACGGCCGGCGCUGGACACGCGGCCGUCCCUCUACGCACAGGUGCAGAAGCCGCCGCGGCACGCGCCCGGGGCGCACGGGCCCGGGGAGAUGGCCGCGAUGAUCGAGGUGAAGAAGGACGAGGCGGACCACGACGGCGGCGGCCCACCCUACGACACGCUGCACAUCUACGGCUACGAGGGUGCCGAGUCCAUCGCCGAGUCCCUCAGCUCCCUGGGCACCGAUUCAUCUGACUCGGACAUCGACUAUGACUUUCUCAAUGACUGGGGGCCCAGGUUUAAGAUGCUGGCCGAGCUGUACGGCUCGGACCCCCGGGAGGAGCUGUUGUAUUAG
Molecule: messenger RNA, 2412 nt
Organism: Mesoplodon densirostris (Blainville's beaked whale)
Lineage: Eukaryota; Metazoa; Chordata; Mammalia; Artiodactyla; Ziphiidae
Gene: CDH5
Product: cadherin 5
Exons: 12
Coding region: 64-2412 (782 amino acids)
Biological process (GO): adherens junction organization; cell-cell junction assembly; homophilic cell-cell adhesion
Cellular component (GO): plasma membrane; adherens junction; catenin complex
Molecular function (GO): calcium ion binding; cadherin binding
Source: RefSeq, a predicted model, not a curated record